ACAGGAAAAGGAAACGAGAGAGGGAAUUGCGGGCCAGCAGGCCAUUCCCAGACCGUCCUCCCUAUGGCCAGUCCGGGCCUGGACCUGUGUGUUUCUGAAGGCUGGUUCAGUUCACUCAGAAGGACAUGAAAGUACAACUGUGGACUUUGUGCAGGAAGAUGGAAGUGUUGUUGUUGGUGUUUGUGACCCUCAUCCACGUUUCCCAGCGUGCAUUGGCUGUAGUGGUGCAGGCGUAUGAGGGGAUGGAGUCGGUCCUGCUGCCCUGCCAGUAUUCUGGCAAGUUACCAGUGGUUCCUUCAGUGGUUUGGAGACGCUCUGAUCUCAACCAAACAGUUAUUUACCUGCUUAAAGACGAAAGUGACGAUGUGAAAGAGGAAUACAGUGACCGCAUGUCAAUGAAGACCAACGUUCUGGAAUCUAAAGACUUCAGCCUUACUGUGAAGAAACCACAACUGUCUGACAGCAGCAACUACACCUGUAACCUCCAAUGGGAAACCGAGUGGAAGGAGACUAAAGAAUGGAGACUGACACAAGUACAGCUGCAGGUCAAAGAUGACGAGGAGGAAGUGAAGGUCCAGCAGGGGGUGGAGUCUAUCCAGCUGCCUUGUAAUGCUUCAGCUGAUCUGCCUGAAGACACCACAGUGGACUGGACUCACUUUGAUCCAAAACUGGUGGUGGUCCAUGUGUACCGGAAUAAAGCUGAUGAUUUUAAAACACAGGACAAGUUUUACCGUGACCGCACAGAGAUGAAUAAAGACAUGAGUCUGACUCUGAAAAACCCCAUAUACAGAGACAGAGGUAUGUAUAUCUGCACCGUCUACAGGGAAGGAGACGUCCUGAGGUCUAAAGUCCUGCUCCAGGUGGUCCAAGGUGGUUUUCCAACCUGGGCCACAGCUCUCCUGGUUGUCUUUGCUGUUCUUCUUAUAAUCCUUCUAGGACUUGUACUUAUUUUUCGAGGGUAUUUUCUGUCAGUUCCACAGGUGGAGGUGGAGUCAGGGGAGGAGUCUGUCCUGCUGCCAUGUAAAACUAUAGCUCACCUGACAAAGAACUUCAGAAAGAUCAGCGUUAUGUGGAGGAACUUAAACAAUGAUAAGCUCAUUGUGCAUAAGUACGGCUCUGGCGAACCUGAUGAGCAGGACCAGAUUUACAGAAACAGAACAGAGAUGAAGAAACACUGGCUGUGUACUGGAGACUUUAGUUUAACCCUGAAACACCCAAGGGCCUUGGACGCCACCGAUUACUUAUGCAUCGUCUAUAACGAUAACAAAGUCCUGAAGAAGAAACUAGUGAUGCUGAAGGUCAAAGUUAAACAGGUGGAGGUGGAUUCAGGGGAGGAGUCUGUCCUGCUGCCUUUGGAAACCACAUUUCAGCUGAUGGAGGACGUCACAGGUCAGGUCACAGUGGAGUGGACAGAUGAGGCUGACAGGAAGGUCCAUGUGUAUAAGGACGGCUCUGACACAACUAAUGAACAGGAUGAUCAAUACAGAGAUAGAACAGAGAUGAAAGCAGACCCACUGGGAACUGGAGACCUCAGUCUGACCCUGACAGACCCCACAGACCACGACACUGACACCUACACCUGCACCGUUUACAACGGAGACAAGCAGAUCCUGAGGAGGAAACAAGUGCAUUUGAAGGUCAAAGCCCAACAGGUGGAGGUGGAUUCGGGGGAGGAGUCUGUCCUGCUGCCCUGGAAAGCCUCAUUUUAUAUUCAGGACAUCAGUCAGGUCACAGUGGAGUGGAUGGACGAUAGGAACAGGAAGGUCCAUGUGUAUGAGGACGGCUCUAACAGAACUAAUGAACAGGACGAGAUAUACACAAACAGAACAGAGGUGAAUGAAGACCCACUGGGAACUAGAGACCUCAGUCUGACUCUGAAAGACCCCACAGACCUGGACACUGACAUCUACACCUGUACCAUCUACAUCAGAGACAAGCAGAUCCUGAGGGUCCUGAGGAGGAAACAAGUGCGUCUGUGGGUCAAAGCCCAACAGGUGGAGGUGGUUCCAGGGGAGGAGUCUGUCCUGCUGCCCUGGAAAACCUCAUUUCAUACUCAGGACAUCAGUCAGGCCACAGUGGAGUGGACGGACGAUAAGAACAGGAAGGUCCAUGUGUAUGAGUUCGGCUCUGACAGAACUAAUGAACAGGACGAUGAAUGCAGAAACAGAACAGAGAUGAAUGAAGACCCACUGGGAACUGGAGACCUUGGUCUGACCCUGAAACACCUCACAGACCUGGACACUGACAUCUACACCUGUACCGUCUUCAACAGAGACAAGCAGAUCCUGAGGAGGAAACAAGUGUAUCUGAAGGUCAAAGAUCAAGAGGUGGAGGUGGAUGUGGAGGAGGGGAACGCUCGGCCCGGCUGCCCUUCAACACAACCCUGACCUGCCUCGGGACGCCACAGUGGAGUGGAGGUACUAUGUAAAUGACCAUAAUACAUGUAUGUCCAUGGGUAUGAGAAGGGGUCAGCUCAAACUUGGGUCAAACAGAGCUAUAUUUACAAAAACAGAACAAAGAUGAAUGAAGACCCAUGGACGACUGGAGACUUCAGUCUGACCCUGAAUGACCUCCAACAGGACGACUCUGGAAGAUAUGAAUGUAAAGUCAUCAAACAUGGAGUCCACCCUGAGAUGUAAAACAGUGAUGCUGAAGGUCAAAGGUCAGCGUUCAGAUGCAGGUCAGAGGUCAUAUGUAUCUCCCUCCUCUGUCUCCUUCGCAGACAGAUCUCAGAUCACAUUUCAGUGUCUUCCAAUAAGAGAACAUGAAGAAGCUGUUUGAUUGAUCUUUUGUGCAUGUGUUUCUGUUUAUCAAGUGAAACUCCUAAACUGAGGCUUGAUCUUAUUCCUCUUGAAUAUAUGAAACAGGUAAAUACAAUCGAAAUAUACAUACUUCAAACCACUCAAACUAUGCUUUUAGACUCUUCAUUAUUGUAUUUCUAGUGUUUGUUGUGAAAUACGCUGGUCUUGCUCUAAGAUGUCAGAUGACCAUCAUAAGGAUUUUAUUUUACUAACCUAAAUUGUUAUAUUCUGAUUUAUAUUUUGUAUCUGUAUUUUGUAUUUUUAUUUUAUGUGUACUGAACAGUGAAAGGUCAGGGUUGUUUCAGGUUGUGUGGUUAAGUUGAAACUAACACCUGUGUGUGCUGAACAUGGAGAAAAGGUCAGAUUCUACGUACAAGUGUCUGUUUUGCAGAUUUGGUAGGAUUGUGGUUAGGGUGAUCUGAGGUACUCUGGGUUAUGAACUUAAAAGGGACUUUCUCUGGUCAAGAAGUGCUGUCCUAAUUGCGCAAGAGCGUACAUACUGAAACUCUUUGCGGUUAAACUAUGCAGUGUAAGCUGAAUUUUUGGUGCAAAUGUAAAAUCAAGGUGUGAUUAACUCAGGUGAACUUUCAAAUGUGAUUUUUCUUAGAAUUAGCUCAAGUGGAGUGACUGACAUAUGUCUGUGACAUGUUUUACCCGGCAACAACUGUCAACCAAUCAUUGAGAUUAUGUACCAAAUAUGGAAGCCUUCAAAGAGUGACUGAAGACUAUAAAAUGUAAUGAAGAAGAUUUUCAUGUGGUAGAGACGAAUAGUGUGUUUGAUGCCAGACUAGUUGACUUCUUUCUUUUAUGUAACUUUUUCUAUUUUUGCCUGAAGCAAUAAAUCAAGCUUUGUUUUAACUUUUUAAACCUCAA
Molecule: messenger RNA, 3674 nt
Organism: Sphaeramia orbicularis (orbiculate cardinalfish)
Lineage: Eukaryota; Metazoa; Chordata; Actinopteri; Kurtiformes; Apogonidae
Exons: 9
Coding region: 126-2387 (753 amino acids)
Biological process (GO): negative regulation of T cell proliferation; cell surface receptor signaling pathway; positive regulation of T cell proliferation
Cellular component (GO): external side of plasma membrane
Source: RefSeq, a predicted model, not a curated record